CCUUGGGGAGGGGCGGGUGGGUCUAGAUGAAUCGUUCCCGGGGUCCUGGAUGAGGCGGGCCGGGGGGCCGCGCUGUUUUUAGAGGGUCCCCGCGGGGCCCGGGCGGGGCCGCGGCCGUGUCUGCAUGGGUGGGGGACUUCCCGAUCCGGCCUGGACCAUGACCUGAAGUGUGCGAGCGGGACGUGUCCGGAGCUCCAGAGCCAGCUCACCUGAGCCGCCCCUCCCCCGGCCAGCAUGGCAUCUGAAGAAGCCUCCCUCAGGGCAUUGGAAAGUCUGAUGACAGAAUUUUUCCACGAUUGUACAACCAAUGAAAGAAAACGUGAGAUAGCCUUCUUUUGUUGCUAUUUAACUUUUCCAGAGGAGCUUCUUGAUAACUUUGCCCAGCAAAUAGGAGCCUGGAGACUCUGCCUGUACUUCCUCUCCAGCACUAGAAAUGACUAUGUCAUGAUGUACAGUUUAACGGUGUUUGAGAAUCUGAUUAAUAAAAUGUGGCUUGGGGUCCCCUCUCAAGAUAAGAUGGAAAUCCGUAGCUGCCUGCCCAAACUCCUUUUGGCUCACCACAAAACCUUACCUUACUUUAUCCGGAACAAGCUCUGCAAAGUUAUUGUUGAUAUUGGCCGUCAAGAUUGGCCCAUGUUCUACCAUGACUUUUUUACAAACAUUUUACAGUUGAUCCAGUCCCCUGUAACCACCCCCCUUGGGCUGAUCAUGUUGAAGACGACUUCGGAAGAGCUGGCUUGUCCCCGAGAGGACCUCAGCGUGGCUCGGAAGGAGGAGCUGCGGAAGUUGCUGCUGGACCAGGUGCAGACUGUGCUUGGGCUGCUGACAGGUAUCUUGGAGACUGUCUGGGACAAACACAGUGUCACUGCUGCCACCCCACCACCAUCCCCGACCUCAGGAGAAAGUGGUGACUUACUGAGUAACCUGUUGCAGAGUCCUAGUUCAGCCAAACUGUUGAAUCAGCCAAUCCCCAUCCUUGAUGCGGAGAGUGAGUAUAUCUGUUCCCUGGCCUUGGAGUGCCUGGCCCAUCUCUUCAGUUGGAUUCCUCUGUCUGCCAGCAUCACCCCAUCCCUCCUAACCACCAUCUUCCACUUUGCGCGCUUUGGCUGUGACAUCCGGGCCAGAAAGAUGGCAUCAGUUAACGGCAGCAGCCAGAACUGUGUGUUGGGUCAGGAGCGCGGCCGGCUUGGGGUCCUGGCCAUGUCCUGCAUCAAUGAACUCAUGUCCAAGAACUGUGUGCCUAUGGAAUUCGAGGAGUAUUUACUACGUAUGUUCCAGCAGACUUUCUACCUCCUGCAGAAAAUCACCAAGGAUAACAAUGCCCACACGGUGAAGAGCAGGCUGGAAGAACUCGAUGAGAGGUCUGAGGUGGCGCAGGAGCCGAGUCUGCUGCUCGUGCGUAGCCAGGAACGUGAGAGGAGGCCUUGGAGCUACAUCGAGAAGUUUACUGACUUCCUCCGGCUCUUUGUGAGUGUUCACCUGAGAAGAAUCGAGUCCUACUCCCAGUUUCCCGUGGUGGAGUUCUUGACGCUUUUGUUCAAGUACACAUUUCAUCAGCCUACUCAUGAAGGUUACUUCUCUUGUUUGGAUAUCUGGACGCUCUUUUUGGACUAUCUGACAAGUAAAAUUAAAAGCCGUCUGGGAGACAAGGAAGCAGUUCUCAACAGGUACGAAGAUGCUCUAGUCCUCUUGCUCACGGAGGUGUUGAAUCGAAUCCAGUUCAGAUACAAUCAGGCCCAAUUGGAGGAGCUGGAUGACGAGACUUUGGAUGACGAUCAGCAGACAGAGUGGCAGCGGUACUUACGCCAGAGCUUGGAGGUAGUGGCCAAAGUGAUGGAGCUCCUUCCCACACACGCCUUCUCAACACUGUUCCCAGUUCUUCAGGACAAUUUAGAAGUUUAUCUGGGGUUACAGCAGUUUAUAGUUACUUCAGGGUCAGGUCACAGGUUGAACAUCACAGCAGAAAACGACUGUCGGCGAUUGCACUGCUCCCUAAGAGACUUGAGCUCCCUUCUGCAGGCUGUGGGCCGGCUGGCCGAGUACUUCAUCGGAGAUGUGUUUGCAGCGCGGUUCAGUGAUGCCCUCACAGUUGUGGAGAGGUUGGUUAAAGUCACUCUGUAUGGAUCUCAGAUAAAGUUGUACAACAUUGAAACUGCUGUGCCAUCAGUACUGAAACCUGACCUCAUCGAUGUGCAUGCUCAGUCCCUGGCUGCUCUGCAGGCUUACUCUCACUGGCUAGCACAGUAUUGCAGUGAAGCUCAUCGGCAGAAUACACAGCAAUUUGUUACGCUUAUCUCCACCACCAUGGAUGCAGUCACACCUCUGAUCAGCACGAAGGUCCAAGACAAGUUGCUGCUAUCUGCGUGCCACUUACUGGUCUCCCUGGCCACCACUGUGAGGCCCGUCUUUCUGAUCAGUAUCCCCGCGGUGCAGAAAGUAUUCAACAGAAUCACCGAUGCCUCUGCUCAGCGACUUGUCGAUAAGGCUCAGGUGUUGGUGUGCCGAGCCCUCUCUAACAUCCUUCUGCUUCCGUGGCCAAACCUCCCUGAGAAUGAACAGCAGUGGCCCGUGCGUUCCAUCAACCAUGCCAGCCUCAUCUCUGCACUCUCAAGGGACUAUCGCAACCUGAAACCCAAUGCUGUUGCCCCACAGAGGAAGAUGCCACUGGAUGACACAAAAGUGAUUAUCCACCAGACACUUAGCGUCUUAGAGGACAUCGUGGAGAAUAUCUCCGGAGAGUCCACCAAGUCCCGGCAGAUAUGCUACCAGUCGCUGCAGGAAUCCGUGCAGGUCUCCCUGGCCCUCUUUCCAGCUUUUAUCCAUCAGUCAGAUGUGACCGAUGAGAUGCUGAGCUUCUUCCUCACCCUGUUUCGAGGCCUUAGAGUACAGAUGGGUGUGCCUUUCACAGAGCAAAUCAUACAGACUUUCCUCAACAUGUUUACCAGAGAGCAGUUGGCUGAGAGUAUCCUCCAUGAAGGCAGCACUGGCUGCCGGGUGGUGGAGAAGUUCCUGAAGAUCCUGCAGGUGGUGGUCCAGGAGCCUGGCCAGGUGUUCAAGCCUUUUCUCCCCAGCAUCAUCUCCCUGUGCAUGGAGCAGGUGUAUCCCAUCAUUGCCGAGCGCCCCUCCCCUGAUGUGAAGGCUGAGCUGUUUGAGCUCCUUUUCCGGACGCUCCAUCACAACUGGAGGUACUUCUUCAAGUCCACUGUCCUGGCCAGUGUCCAGAGGGGGAUCGCUGAGGAGCAGAUGGAGAAUGAGCCUCAGUUCAGUGCCAUCAUGCAGGCUUUUGGACAGUCCUUUCUUCAGCCUGAUAUCCACCUAUUUAAACAAAAUCUCUUCUACUUGGAAACUCUCAACACCAAGCAGAAGCUGUACCACAAGAAGAUCUUCCGGACCGCCAUGCUGUUUCAGUUUGUGAACGUGCUGCUGCAGGUCCUGGUUCACAAGUCCCAUGACCUUCUGCAGGAGGAGAUCGGCAUCGCCAUUUACAACAUGGCCUCUGUGGACUUUGAUGGCUUCUUUGCAGCCUUCCUCCCAGAGUUUCUGACCAGCUGUGAUGGUGUGGAUGCCAACCAGAAAAAUGUGCUGGGGCGAAAUUUCAAGAUGGAUCGGGACCUGCCCUCAUUCACCCAGAACGUGCACAGGCUGGUCAACGACCUGCGUUACUACAGACUCUGCAAUGACAGCCUGCCCCCCGGCACCGUGAAGCUCUAGGCACAGCCUGCUUGCCGCCAAGGGACUCGAACUCCUGCUGCUGCCACCCGCAUCACCUCUGCCCUCUGCCACAGACGGCUCCCAGACAGGCCUCGGCUGCUCCUUGGAUUCUUGCACCCUGAACAGUGCUGCCUGCCCCCCUGCCCCUCUCCACGCUCCUCUCCUGCUGCCCACCCAGCCGAGCUGGCUUCAGGGUGCAUCUUAGCACUGGUUGGAGUGCCCAGGGCAACGGGAGCAAGCAGAGGGUCAUGUGGCCAGGUUCCAGGGAGGCCCCAGGGAAUCCUGUGGGCUGGUCUGCGCCACUCCCUUGGACAUCAGCCAUGAGGCAGAAACGCCAAGGACUGCUCAUGACAGUGCCACCUUCUCACCAUUCCACCCCCAUCCCCGGCCCAGCCGGCCUGGAGAGACUUGAUGCUGGAACUGUUUUGGCACUUCUGUCAAGCCUCUCCUGCCCUCCCCUCCGAUUGCCUUGAAGUCUCUGCUCUUCGUCAGAGAUUUGCAGACUCAUGGGUUUUUUUUGUUCUUGUUUUCUCAUCAUUCCAUUGUGAUACUAAGGAACUAAGAAGCUUAAUGAAAAAAUAAAAUGCUUAUGUUGUUGUUAUAUAAA
Messenger RNA from Canis lupus familiaris (dog), 4318 nucleotides. RefSeq names its product exportin 6 (gene XPO6). Bases 235 to 3711 code for a protein of 1158 amino acids. The record is from RefSeq and is a predicted model, not a curated record. Gene Ontology annotation, biological process: protein export from nucleus. The transcript has 25 exons. Gene Ontology annotation, molecular function: nuclear export signal receptor activity; small GTPase binding. Lineage: Eukaryota; Metazoa; Chordata; Mammalia; Carnivora; Canidae.